Messenger RNA from Pectinophora gossypiella (pink bollworm), 3326 nucleotides. RefSeq lists its product as uncharacterized. The coding region runs from base 455 to 1120 and encodes 221 amino acids. NCBI's taxonomy places the organism in Eukaryota, Metazoa, Arthropoda, Insecta, Lepidoptera, Gelechiidae. The transcript has 5 exons. The record is from RefSeq and is a predicted model, not a curated record.
AGUAACCUCGCUUCGCUGUACAUGUCAGUCUCGGCGUGUUUAUGUUUACUUUGUCGCGUCGUAUGUCGUGAGUUUAUAACUUGGUGAAGUGUAGACACUGCGUAAUUAACCGUAGGUUAAUUAAUUGUAAUGUGUAUUAUGUGAUAUAAGUAUUUAUUAUCGAUUUUCCAUAUAGAUGACUUGUUAAAUUAAGAAUAAAAUUCGUGACUCUACGUCAAAGACUCACCUUUCUUUAGAGUAAAUAAGAAUGUGCUGGUGUUUUGAGGAUAAUCUCGAAUAAAAUACGAAAGCAGAUUUUCUUUUCAACGUGAGAAGAAAUAUCUACUACGGCGACAAUGGAUGACGAUGGAACGAACUAGAAAAUGCGAGAAAAACAACAAUAAAAGUCGGCCAUUUUGAAACAUGUGACGCAACGACAUCUAGCGGUGACAUAGCGAACUAAGUGAAAGUGAAGAUGAAGCUGAAUCUGUUCAAACGGUCGAUGAUAUUCGCGACCUUUUUCGGGUCCUGUUUGUGUAUAGCGCUGAUAGUUGCGUCCUUAGGGACUACACAUUGGAUAGAUGCCAGGGCGAGGCGGACCUCAAAUCCUUUGGAGUCUGAAGGCAGGAUCAGUUUUGGACUAUUUGAGGGCCACAAAGAACUGAACUUCGGGUAUGGCUGGAGGAAUCAUGAGUUCAGCGUGAAAGCAGGCACGCACCCGGCGCGUCGCUGGGCGUGGUGCGGCGUGGCGGCGCAGUUGGGCGCGGCGCUGGUGGCGACGGCCGGCGCAUGCGUGCUGGCAGCCCUCGCCUCCGCCGCGCGCGCACGCUGCCAGCCGCGGCCGCUGCUCGCUGCUAACUCGCUCGCUGUGCUGUUCACGCUGGGCGCAGUAGCGGUGUGGCUGACGGAAUACUUCCUUCGCCUGCAACAUAACGUGAUGUCUGAUGAAGAUCUCGCCAACACCUGGUCCUCCGACGGGACGGCCGACCUGGGUCUUUCUUUCUGGUUGGUAGUAGGGGCGUCAGUAACAGCGUUCGUGAACAAUGUGUGCGUGCUGGUAGCGAUGGCCGACGGCAGAGAUGAGGACACCAUCGCGCCUGCGCUUGAAGAGAAGGUCAACGGAGCUAUCAUGUUGUAUUAGACUUUACGGACCUAUUAAGACCAUUUCAUUAAACUAUGUAUUCAUUGGGGAACAAAAACAAUCCGUGUUAUCUGGGCAGAGCCACUGGGCGCAAUAGAGGUUGCACUACAUCUAGCUGCAUCGCAUUUAAUCGUUCGUUGAAUAAUCAAUUAUCAAAUCAAUUCACGUCCGUACAUUAACACGCAUACUGAAAGACAAAUGCUUUAUUGCCAAAACAAACAAAUAUCAACAAUUAUACCUAAAAUGUAACGUUGUGGUUCAUAUGCCGACAUGUUAUAUGAGCGCUAAGGCUUGAAUCACAUCUGGCAUCAUGGAACGGAACCGUACUUUCCUAUGCUUCUAUCAUUUUCUAUCUCUCAAAACCGUCAUUUGGAGGAGAUAAUGCGCGCGGUGAAAUUGGUGGUCAGAACGCAGUCGGACUCCCGCUCUUUAUCUCGCUCUAGCAAAUGACGGCUUUGAAUGCCAGAAAAGGAUUGAGGCAUAGGAAAGUACGAAGCCGUGCAGCCCUGUUGGAACGUUACAAUUGUAAAAUACAUUGACGGGUAGUUGGGAAAUAAUGUUUCGGAAAAACACUUCCACGUUUUUUUAUCUUACAUGAACAGUCAUGAGCAAUAUAAUGUACCCACUUUAGGACUCUGUCGCACUAACAUAUUUGACAUUUAGUGAGACUUACAGUUCAAUUUAUCAAAAAAGUUAAUGUGACAUGGUACCAAAGUGUAUACUUAGUAAUGCUCGUGACUGAACAUGAUAUAAAAACGUUUCACGAAACAUGUUGAGUUUGUUUUUGGAACAGAUUAUUACCUAAAAUAUAUUUCUGUGAAUACAUAGUUUUCUACAACACGAUGUUUAGGGUCCUUGUUUCUCAGGGAGGGUGUUAUUACAUAAAAAGUUUUAUACCCUGACAAUAUAGAGUCCAAAAUAUCGUAUACAAUAAGUAAUACACUUUUUAGCCCAGUCCGGAUUGACUUUCAUUCAAAUGGCAACAAUUAAACGCAGUGUUACUGCAUACUGGUAUUUGUAAAGUUACUGAACAAACAGUAACUUCUAUUAUGGAUCAACCUAAUUGUAUUUUUGACAAUUUGUAACGAGUGUCUUCAAGGUUCGGGCAUCGGGCAACCAUUAACUUAAAUUUAAUUUAAUUUGACAGGAGUAAAGCUAUCUCUUGCUGAAAGACGGUACUAGUCUAAGAUCUGUCAAACUAUAAUUAGAUUAAGUUUGUGUCCGCCCAAACAGGAACCAUUGUCAACAUUUUAGAACCCUGUCCCUUAAACAUAUUCGAUAUUUAGUAAGACUUUGGAUUCAAUUUAUUGAAUAUGUUAAUGCGAUAGGAUACUAUGUAUACCAUCAACUAAUAAAUGCUAAUAAUUGCUGUUAAAAAGAGACGACAAAUACAAACUUAACGUGAGAAUCUCGCUUACAUUGAAAUUUUACAUUGACGUCCUUAUGUUGUUUGCAAUAAGGGUACUUAAAAUACCUGACAAACUGAAAUUAGUUCUUUCAACGAAAUAAAAUGAUUUGACGCCUAACGCACAACACAUUGAAAACCUACUCGCCAGAUUUUAUAGGCGCCUUAAGAAUAGUUAUUAACUAAGUUACAAGUAAUAAUUAUAAAGGCUGAACAUAGCACGUAAGCUAUUUAAUAAUUAUUAUCUUAUUAUAAUUAUUCUUAUUUGUAAGUGUAACAGUUUCCGUCCAUCAAACAUAAACCAAUGUAUUUAGCGUAAUUUAAAUGACAUUCCAAAAUAUUUAAUUUUGCGGGUAGAUUAAGAUUAAUGUCUUGAAAAAGUUUAUUAGUAUUUUUACCUCAAAUAUAAUUAUGAUACGUUUAUGCAAUACUUUCCGUUCAGAGUGUAUGUUCCCAAUAAGCCAUUUAUACACUAAACCACAUUACCUAACAUCAUUCGUUCUACAUUACCAGAUAAAUAAAGGUUAUUUUUAGUUUUUGUUUUGAAUAUUGUCUAGUGGAUGGCUUUAACUAUACACCUGGAUAUGUACAGGUCUUAAAUAUACACCACACAAGUGAGGUGUCUAAUUGAUUCGCAGGAGAUAUAAAACCUAUAUUUGUACGUAUUUCAUCGCACAGUAUUUAAUUUAAAAUUAGUCGUGCCAUUAGGUGGAGUUUAUGUAUUUUUUUAUUAUUUUCAUGUGUUUUCGUUUUGUAUCUUUGUCGAAUAAUUUUCUCGAAUAAACACUAAUUGAUUCUUAA